Messenger RNA from Plectropomus leopardus (leopard coralgrouper), 789 nucleotides. The record is from RefSeq and is a predicted model, not a curated record. Lineage: Eukaryota; Metazoa; Chordata; Actinopteri; Perciformes; Serranidae.
AUGACAAGUGAUAUCCUAAAGAUCCAAGGCUUUGACAUCUCUCCAGAGUUCACAUACCCUCUGUUUUUCUUACUGCUGUUUGUUUAUUUCACCCUGCUGUUUUCUAACAUUGGAGUUCUUGUGCUCAUUGUCACUGAGAAGAGUUUGCAUCAGCCCAUGUACAUUCUUUUCUGUAAUCUGUCUGUCAAUGAUCUAAUAGGUAACACAGUCCUGCUGCCUCAACUGAUGGCUCACAUCAUCUCAACAGAACGGCUCAUCACCUACAACCAGUGUGUGGUUCAGGCGUUUCACAGCCACACAUUCGGAUCAGCCUCACAUAUGAUACUCAUGAUCGGUCUCACUGUGAGACUGUCCCGUUGCAGAUCAGUUGUACAAAACGCCUACUGUGACAACGCAUCACUGUUCAAGCUCUCCUGUGAGGAUGUGUCCAUCAACAACAUCUAUGGGCUCUUUUUUACUGUGCUGCUGUUCAGCUGCUCAAUGGGAGGCAUUGCUGUCACCUAUUUCAGAAUAGCUCUUAUCUGCUGGGUGAAGAAAAACAACGAGUUGAAAAACAAAGCACUUCAAACCUGCGCCAGCCACCUCGUUCUUUAUCUCAUCAUGCUCUGGUCAGGGUUUUUAACAAUCAUACUGCAUCGUUUCCCAAAUUACCCAGACUUGAGGAAAAUUGCAUAUAUUUUAUUUCAUGUGAUCCCUGCUAAUUUGAAUCCAAUCAUUUAUGGGAUGCAGACAAAGUCAUUACGUGAUAAAAUUAUCCAAAUACUGCAAAGAAAAGUGACUCCAACCUGA